This is a messenger RNA of Acanthamoeba castellanii str. Neff, 564 nucleotides long. RefSeq lists its product as uncharacterized. Lineage: Eukaryota; Discosea; Longamoebia; Acanthamoebidae. The coding region runs from base 1 to 564 and encodes 187 amino acids. The transcript has 5 exons. The record is from RefSeq and is a predicted model, not a curated record.
AUGGAGGUCGAUGAAGACCAGUGGAAACCGAGAGACAAGCUGCUGCUCGUAGAGGCAGUGACCAGUGGCGCUGCAGGAGGCGGCAGCAACGCUGGGAAUGGCAAUCGAGGAGAUUCUGGUGGGCAGGACGGCAAGCGCGAUGUGAAUUGGGCUGCCGUCAGUCGCCUCCUGCGAAAGCACAUCCCCAAGAAGCGACUCACCACCCCCACCAGCUUUGGUUCUAAGGGGCUGGAUCGCGUCGUGGCAGCGCUGCGAGAAGAGUACAUGCACCACCUUCGCAAAUCCAUCGAACUCUGCGAUUCCGAGAUCCAAAAGUCCACAGAGAGAAUGACGCGCAUCAAAGCUGGAGACCUGGACGAGGAGCUCCUCGCACACUACGAAGAAGAGAAGCGAUUCCGUGCCGCCGGUCAGAGUCCGCCGGCCGCCGCGUCUGUGGUGGGCACCGCUUCGCCUCCUCGCAAGCGCCGGUCUCUCGAGGAUAACGGCACGAGCCCGCUCGGCGCCUCCGCCCUGGCUCCGGCGUCGCCAUUGCCUGCCGCCGCCCACAAAGAAGGCUCGCCUUGA